Letharia columbiana is the source of this 1461-nucleotide messenger RNA. RefSeq lists its product as uncharacterized. The transcript is spliced from 7 exons. Lineage: Eukaryota; Fungi; Ascomycota; Lecanoromycetes; Lecanorales; Parmeliaceae. The record is from RefSeq and is a predicted model, not a curated record. Gene Ontology annotation, molecular function: FAD binding; oxidoreductase activity. Bases 1 to 1461 code for a protein of 486 amino acids.
AUGAUUCAAAGCAAUAGCCAGAUCGGUGUUCGGUUGCUGCCUAAUACCUCCUGUUGCGGUGAACUUGCCCAACUACUAGGCCCGAAAGUCUCCUUUGCCAACUCAUCCGCCUAUCUGGCAACUGAAAGAGCAUACUGGUCUCUUCAAGAAGCAGACCUCUCACCGACAUGCAUCGUAGUGCCAUCAACAGCAGAGGAUGUAUCCACGACCGUACGGACGAUUGCCGGCAACCAAGAAUGCCCAUUUGCCAUCAAAGGAGGAGGCCAUGCGCCACAGGCUGGAUCCGCGAAUAUCGAUUCAGGCGUUACGAUCGAUAUGACCGGUCUGACGUCGGUGACGGUCAAUGGAAAUAAAACGGUCGCUAGUGUUGGCGCAGGGGCAUCUUGGUUAGAUGUUUAUCUUUACUUGGAUGGCCUCGGUAUUGCGGUAGCUGGGGGUCGAAAUGCUGCUGUUGGCGUCGGCGGAUUUACUCUUGGAGGUGGUAUUUCCUACUUUGCACCGCGAGAAGGAUGGGCAUGCGACAACGUUGUGAAUUUUGAAAUCGUUCUCGCAUCCGGCGCCAUUGUCAAUGCCAACGCCAAAGUCCGGCCAGACCUCUGGCGUGCUCUUAAAGGCGGCAGCAACAACUUCGGCAUCGUCACUCGUUUUGAUUUCGAGACAUUUCCCCAGGGUGCCCUAUGGGGCGGUGCUCUCACACAGUCCAUAAACAGUAGCGAUGAAGUCUUCGAAGCCUUUGCGAACAUUGCCUCAGCGCCUCAGUACGACCCUUACGCCUCUCUUGUGACCGGUCUUACCUUCAACUCUACAAGCCAGCAAUGGCUCAUCGGGCAUCUGGCCACGUAUACCAAACCGGUGGCAGACCCUCCUGUGUUUGAAGGGUUGUUGGCGAUUGAACCGCAACUUCAAAAUACCUUGGGAUUCACGAAUCUCAGUACCUUAACGAAUGAACCGGGACUGCCUGUACAACUUAAUUCGCUCUUCUACACAGCGACCUAUGGUGUCUCAGCCACACUACUUGCCAAGAUCCUCGACAUAAGCAAUGAGACCAUUUAUUCCACCUAUCCUCGAGUCCCAGGCGGUGUAUUAUGGAGUCUUGCCUUCGAACCAUUACCUACGCAAGUGACAAAAUUCGGCCCAUUAAAAGGUGGUAAUUCGCUGGGCACAACACCUGGUGACGGCAAUGGCAUUGUACUUCUCCUCAGCGCCUUCUGGGCCUCCACAUCCGCCAAUGCUUUCGUGCAGCAGACGGCUCACAGGAUCAUGCAGAAAGCGAACGAAACGGCCAGGGGUAUGGGGAUGCUGCAUAAGUUCGUAUACCUGAAUUAUGCGAAUCAGGACCAGAAUCCGAUAUCGACUUAUGGACGAGAGAACGUGGCGAAUCUGAGGGCGACGGCGACGAAGUAUGAUCCGCGAGGGAUUUUCCAAAGGCAGGUUCCUGGCGGUUUCAAGUUGCCGGUAUAG